Molecule: messenger RNA, 2685 nt
Organism: Vigna radiata var. radiata (mung bean)
Lineage: Eukaryota; Viridiplantae; Streptophyta; Magnoliopsida; Fabales; Fabaceae
Product: chloroplastic group IIA intron splicing facilitator CRS1, chloroplastic
Exons: 9
Coding region: 90-2360 (756 amino acids)
Biological process (GO): RNA splicing, via transesterification reactions
Molecular function (GO): mRNA binding
Source: RefSeq, a predicted model, not a curated record
AUGACAAGAAUGAAACAUUGAUGAAGAAGGUUGAGUUCAGUUGCUAAGCUUCAUCAAUUAUCGUAUGGUGUUUGUGGGUAGCUUCAACCAUGCUGUUUCUUUCUCUUCGUCCUCGUUUUCCUCCAAAUUCAGAUUCAUAUUCUCAUAUUCACAUUUUCUCUUCACUGCUCCCACGUUCCGACAAUGGUCACAAUCACCAGCCCCCUUCUCAAGUUCCCAUCAAAGCCCCCACUCCUCCAUGGAUGAAGGGUCCUCUUCUUCUACAACCCAACGAGCUCGUUGACCUGUCCAAACCCAAAUCCAAGAAGUUCAAGUUGGAAAGACAAGAACUUUCUGAUAAAGAUUUGAUGGGCAAAGAGGCAAGGGGGAAGAAGGCCAUGAAGAAAAUUGUGAAGAAGGUUGAGAAGCUUCGCAGCAGUCACAAUUCAGCUGAGGCUCUGAUUGGUUCGCCCAAUGUUGAAAGCUUAGGAGGAGUUUUGGAAAGUUUGAAGGAAAAUGAGGAAGUUAGAAGAACUAAGGCGAGAAUGCCAUGGGAGAACGAUGCUAAGUUUGUUUACGAGAAAAUUAAAAGGAAAAAGGCUGUCACUUCUGCAGAGUUGGCUCUUGAUAAGGUACUACUUCACAGGUUGAGGAUUGAAGCUGCAAGCAUGAGAACGUGGAUCAAGGUUAAGAAAGCUGGUGUUACACAAGAUGUUGUGGAUCAAAUUAAAUCGAUUUGGAGGAGACGUGAGCUUGCCAUGGUUAAAUUUGAUAUCCCUUUAUGCAAGAAUAUGAGUAGAGCACGAGAAAUUGUUGAGACAAAGACUGGAGGCUUAGUUGUUUUGAGCAAGAAGGAUUUUCUUGUGGUUUACCGUGGAUGCAAUCAUCAGUUGACAACUAAAGGUUAUCCCAGUCUAAGAAAAAAUCAUUCUGAAAUGAGUGGGGCAGAAUCAGUUACCAAUGGUAAUAUUUGCUCGGUUAAUUCCAACCGCAGUUUGAGUGAGAUGCUGAACUUCAAUGCUGAGGAUAAGGAUUCUGUAUCAACUAGUGUACAAAAGAUGAAUUUUCAAACUGCCAAUGGGUCACUGUAUGAGAGGGAAACUGAUAGAUUAUUGGAUGACUUAGGACCUCGCUUCAUUGAUUGGUGGAGGCCCAAGCCAUUUCCAGUGGAUGCUGACUUACUUCCUGAAGAUGUUCCUGGAUUUCAGACUCCAUUAAGGCUCUGUCCACCUCAUUCUGGUGCUAAACUAAGUGAUUAUGAACUAACAUACUUCAGGAAGCUUGCUCAUCCUUUACCGACUCAUUUUGUUCUCGGAAGGAACAAAGGACUCAAGGGAUUAGCUGCUGCUAUCCUAAAGUUGUGGGAGAAGAGUCUUAUAGCGAAAAUUGCUAUCAAGUAUGGGAUUCCAAACACCAACAAUGAAAUGAUGGCCAAUGAACUAAAGCGUCUCACUGGAGGAGUUUUGUUGUUGCGAAACAAAUUUUACAUAAUACUCUAUAGGGGAAAUGAUUUCCUUCCAAAAAGAGUUGCAGCUUUGGUAGAAAACAGAGAAUCGGAGCUUAAAAGUUGCCAAUUUCAUGAAGAAGUUGCACGAAUGAAAGCACUUGAAGCCUUUUCUCCUAUUGAUGAAGUCCAACAAGACACCAGUACAAGUGGAACUUUAACAGAAUUCAAGAAAAUUCAAACAAAGUUUGAGGAUACAAAAAAUCGAAACAAAGAGUUAAACAUUCAACUGGAAGCAGAAAUAUGUAGAUUGGAGAAGGAAUUGAAAGAGAAAAAAUACAAAGCAUUAGUUCUGAACAAGAAAAUAGAGAAAUCAGGGAAGGAAUUAUCAAAGUUAAAUGCUGCAUGGACACCUAGUGAGCAGGAUACUGAUUUGGAAAUAAUGACAGAUGAAGAGAGGGAAUGUUUUAGAAAGAUUGGAUUGAAGAUGCACAGUUGCUUACUGCUUGGAAGACGAGGAAUCUUUGAUGGUGUAUUGGAAGGCCUGCAUCAACAUUGGAAACACAGAGAAGUGGUGAAGGUCAUUACGAUGCAGAAACUAUUCAGUCAGGUCAUAAACACUGCAAAAUUGCUGGAGACAGAAAGUGGUGGAAUUUUAGUUUCAAUUGAUAAACUGAAACAGGGCCAUGCUAUUAUUAUAUACCGUGGAAAAAACUAUAGUCGACCGUCAGUAAAGUUAGCAAAAAAUCUUCUAACUAAAAGAGAAGCAUUGCGUAGAUCUCUUGAAAUGCAAAGAAAUGGAUCGUUUAAGUUUUUUGCUCGUCAGAAAGAGCAGACAAUCUCUGAGUUAGAGCUGAAACUGGCAGACCUGCAUCAGAGAAAGGAAAUUGUGAUGAGAGAAUCUGAAAAUCAAUACAUGCAUGUACAUGAAAUAUGAUUAUCAUGUUACAACCUCUCUCUAGUAGCCUGCUCAUUGAUGGUGGAGGAGACAUAUGAGAAAGUCAACAAGCAUUUGUAAGAAUAAAAACAUGUUUUGCAAAGAACUAAAGCAGCACAUGGAGGAAAUCAUUGAAACAGCAAUCUCAUGGAGGAAAUCUCAUACCCAAAUGUAAAGAGGUAAAAGAAUAUCAAUUGUAUUUUUUUUUAAUUUAAGAGUCAAAUUUAUAAUUAUUUUUAAUUAAAUUAAACUGGAAAAUCUCAAUAAUGAUAAAUAUAUUGAGAUUAUAUUCUUGUUUGCAAUCCUUAGAAUGUAAAAUUACAUU